CUACUGCGGCUGGGCACCGGCUCCGCUCCCGUGUCUACCCGCGCUCCAGCUGCGCCCGGCCCGGCCCCAGCCCGGCUCGGCGCGGCCCGGGCCUCUGAGCGAAGGCGCCGCUGCCGGUGGGCCGUUCACAGGGCCAUGAGGAAGCGGCGGCAGCCACUGCGGCCCGCGUCAAGGUGACCGGCCGGGACUGCGGCGGCGGGGAGAGAGGCGGCAGGUUGGAGAGUCUAAAGAAGAGAGGGUUUGUUAAGAGGACUUCUCCAGACAGGUUAUGUUACCUGCAGAGGCUGCCCUGAAGCUGCCUGCAGCCUGGAGACUAUGUACAAGAGGAAUGGUCUGAUGGCUAGCGUGUUGGUCACCUCUGCCACUCCACAGUUUAUAGAUGAGGAAACUAAGGCCCAGACAGGUGAACAAACUGGCUUGGAAUCACACAGCUGCCAGGGCAGCAGCAGCUCGGACUCUCUGGAGGGCCAGAGCUGCGAGUAUGCCAGCAAGAGCUAUGAUGCCGUUGUCUUCGAUGUCUUGAAAGUGACCCCAGAGGAGUUUGCUAGCCAGAUUACAUUAAUGGAUAUACCUGUGUUUAAAGCUAUCCAGCCGGAGGAACUAGCCAGCUGUGGAUGGAGUAAGAAGGAGAAACACAGUCUUGCCCCUAACGUUGUGGCCUUUACUCGGAGGUUUAACCAGGUCAGUUUUUGGGUUGUACGAGAAAUUCUAACAGCACAGACUUUAAAAAUAAGGGCAGAAAUCCUCAGCCAUUUUGUGAAAAUAGCCAAGAAACUUCUAGAACUCAACAACCUUCAUUCUCUCAUGUCUGUGGUGUCAGCAUUACAAAGUGCUCCCAUCUUCAGGCUGACAAAAACCUGGGCUCUUUUGAAUCGAAAAGAUAAGACUACCUUUGAGAAAUUGGACUACCUGAUGUCGAAAGAAGAUAAUUACAAGCGGACACGAGAAUAUAUCCGAAGCCUGAAGAUGGUUCCAAGUAUUCCCUAUCUAGGUAUCUAUCUUCUGGAUUUAAUCUACAUUGAUUCUGCAUAUCCUGCCUCAGGCAGCAUCAUGGAAAAUGAACAAAGAUCCAAUCAGAUGAACAAUAUUCUUCGAAUAAUUGCUGAUCUACAAGUUUCCUGCAGCUAUGAUCACCUCACCACCCUACCCCAUGUGCAGAAGUACCUGAAGUCUGUACGCUACAUUGAAGAGCUCCAGAAGUUUGUGGAAGAUGACAACUACAAACUGUCGCUCAGAAUCGAACCAGGAAGCAGCUCUCCAAGACUGGUCUCUUCCAAGGAAGAUCUUGCAGGUCCCUCCGCUGGCUCUGGUUCUGCAAGGUUCAGCCGGAGGCCCACCUGUCCUGAUACAUCUGUUGCUGGCAGCCUCCCCACACCUCCAGUCCCCAGACACAGGAAGAGCCACAGCCUGGGCAACAAUAUGAUGUGUCAGUUGAGUGUAGUUGAGAGUAAAAGUGCGACAUUCCCAUCGGAGAAAGCAAGGCACCUACUGGACGACAGUGUCCUAGAGUCCCGCAGCCCCCGAAGGGGCCUGGCCCUGACCUCCUCCUCUGCUGUCACCAAUGGACUCUCCCUAGGCAGUAGUGAGAGCUCAGAGUUUAGUGAAGAGAUGUCUUCAGGGCUGGAAAGCAGGGGACGUCUCUAUGCCACCCUGGGGCCCAACUGGCGGGUUCCAGUUCGGAAUUCUCCUAGAACCCGGAGCUGUGUCUACAGCCCCACUGGCCCGUGCAUUUGUUCUCUGGGGAACUCAGCAGCGGUGCCCACCAUGGAAGGGCCUCUGAGAAGAAAAACCCUGCUCAAAGAAGGGCGGAAGCCUGCACUGUCCUCGUGGACCAGGUACUGGGUCAUACUCUCAGGAUCCACCCUCCUGUACUACGGAGCCAAGUCCUUGCGGGGCACAGACAGAAAACAUUAUAAAUCCACACCUGGCAAAAAGGUUUCCAUCGUGGGCUGGAUGGUGCAGCUGCCUGAUGACCCCGAGCACCCAGAUAUCUUCCAGCUGAACAACCCUGACAAAGAUUCUGAUGUUCAUGGGGUCCAUGCUAGUCCACAAAAACUGCAUAGAUCAUGGUUGGUGUGUCCAUUGAGCAGUCUGGACUGGAUUAGCAGUGUUUUCUUAAGGAAAUGUGACACAAGGGGUGGCCAUGGUCCAUGGAUAGAAUUCAAGAGGCAAUGUUUACAAGUUUCAAACUGGUUCCCGAUUUCAUGCAAUACUGUGGCACAAACAUUUGGAUGAUGCAUGUAAAAGCAACAGGCCUCAGGUACCUGCAAAUCUUAUGUCAUUUGAGUAAGUCUCUGCAGGAUGUGGCGUGACUUCAGAGGCUUCUGGGAAUCCAGGCUGGGCCUGGUGGUGAAGAGCAGUCCUGGGCACAGGCUGUGAGCCAGGAUGCUGGGAAACUCACAGCUGGACUCAGGGGACAUGGCCUGUGGCCUCACCAUCCCAGAGGGCUCCACCAGUGUGGGAUCCACCUGUCAGUCCCCAGCAACUCUCAUGAUACUCAUUCUGCAGCACUGCCUCUCAGGGCGGUGGUCAGACCCCAAACUGUACACCCCGCUCUCCUUCUCUGUGCCCACCACCUGCUUCUGCGACUAGAGAGCACUCGGCCCAUGUUGGGUUCUCAGUGCUCUCUACUGCACAAAGUGGACAGUGCUCUCUACUGCAAAGUGGACAGUGCUCUCUACUGCACAGAGUAGACAGCGAGAGGGGCCCAAGAGAAGGAACAGCUGUGGAACAGGCUUUUUACACCCCAAGUGCACGGGGUUGCUCGCCCACAGGGCUGCCUCAGAUUUUGUACAACCCCAAAGCGUCCUGUGCGUGUGCGUGCUAUACGUAUGUGUGUGAGCGAGUGUGAACUCUUCAAGAAACAUGCAUUUUGGCACAAGACUUGUGACAUCACAUACUUCAUUCGCUUUGAGGCCCUGCUUUAACCUUAAGUUAUAGCCCUGUCCACUGAGGAAGGUCAGAGUGAGAGCCUAGAUUCCUCCUGUGUUAAGGGUCCCUUGCAUUCUUUUACUGUAAACAAACAAUGCCUUAAAUUGUGUCUUGUUUUCUGUUCCUAUGGGUGCUAUUCAUCUGGAAGGCCUGCUCCCUGGGGCCCCGGGUCCCUUCCAGGCCUCUUUGCUGUCAGCCCUUCUGAGACAGGACCUGGUUUCAGGACCGUGGACUGGGCUGCUGGUCUGCUUGCUUCUUCCUUUCCCCAUUCCUAGCAGGGCCUGAGGCCCUCCUUUUCUCACCCCUCCCACCAUGCCAGAAUGGGAAGUUGUGAUGUUGCAGCUCUGAGGCCAAUAUGCUCAUAGGGAUCAGCUGUGCAGGAGCCAUGAGGUGCCAUCCUCUCCCCGCAGGGCAAGGCCUGCCCCCAUCAUCUCACCCCUUUGCUUCCACUGCCAGGGCAGGGCCCACCAAGAUUCCUGAUCACGAUGGGAAGCUGAGUGGCCCUAAAGCCUUAAGCUUUCCCAAUCUUGGCCCCAAAUGCAGUCACCAGCUAGUUUUCCACUUUCCAAGUCCAAAGGCACAAUUGUUGAUGACUGUGGGACAAGAGAGCAAAGCCCAGGGAGUGAACACAACCUCUGCAUUCAGUUAGGAGCUCUUCACAUGAACCAUGUCCUUAUCUGUCACCUUUUGUCACAUUUUAAAGUGACUCUUAUUUUGCACAAAUACAUUAUUCAAAAUAAUAAAUUACUCUUUAUCACAAUAUCUUCUCUUCCCCCUUCCCCUUUAGUUUGGAUAGCCUAACUCUGAGAAGUUAACCCUUAAACAGUUUUCUGAAAGAGACUGAAUUUCUGGGUCCUUGCAGCUAUCAUGGUUUCAGAGCUCACACUAAUCAGGCAUCAAGCUACCCUCAAGAGUUUCUGAGCUGGAUGCUUCAAAACAACACCUACACCAGUAAACUGUAAUAGGUCAAUUUCAAAAUGACCAAAAGACCCACCACUGUAUUUUGACCAAAUAAUGACAACUUCUCUAAAAAUUUGAAUGACUUGGUGAGGAAAGUAGUUGUCAUCCGGGUCUCAUUUUGUAGUUGAGCCUUACUGUGCUUAGUAAUAAAUCUUCCUUUUGAGCAAAGACUAGAAUACUUUCCUGCUAAGAGAAACUCCAGGUGAUAAAGCUGAUGCCAUCAACCUUGACACUGGGUGCUUUGCACACCCACACGGAUGGUGCACCUAAUUCUUCCAGUGACUAUUCAGAUCAGCAUCUAGAGCCUGAAUGAAAAUGCCAGACACUCCAGACACCUUUAACAGAACAUGCAGUGUUAACAUUUUAACCUACACCGAAUCGGAUUCUACCUGUUAACUUUUAAAAAGUCUUAAGUUUGGAUGAAAGUGCAAGACGUGGAACAUCAACUACUUAUUUUCCACCCUGCAAGCUGUCCUGGUUUUUCACAUAUGAAGUAUAGAUGCGAAUCCAAAACCUCAGAAUUUCAGGCACCGCAAAAACAGGUAAUUUUCUGUCCCUUAUAAAUUUGUCUUUUCUUUCACAAAUAUCUCUUAGCCUAAUUUGAAAUAGCACAAUCACAAUUCAAAAUGGUUUAGUCUUCUCACUGAUUGAUUCUGCUACCACAUCCUCUCCCAAGAGCAUUGUUAGCUUGGACUCUUGAAGAAUCUCUUUAGACUUUGUUUGCAAAAGCCUUAUAGAAGCUGUAAGAGCCUUGAACACACCGGAAGAAUCCUGGAGAUAAAGCUGGAAGAUACUCAGCUCUCUAAGCAGGGGCUCAGGCCAAGCAUGGGCUUUAAGUACUGAUUGUCUUCCCAGUGUUGGUUUGUCCUCAAGCUGCAGGAACCCUGAGAGCCUGAGACAGAGGGGUCCAGGCACCGACCACAAAGCGUGAAAGUCCAUGGGUAAAUUAUUCCCCUGGAGGGAAGCAUUUCUAGUUUUUGCUCCUUGACUAUCCAGAGUGCACAAAUGUUUAUGAAGCCAUUGAAGGGAUUAUUUCUUGCAUAUGCUGUAUUUUUUUUAAGCAACUGGAUCAUGACAUCCCAAAAUGAAAGUUAUAGAAAGCUGUCUACACAUGUGGCGCUGGUAGCCGGUAACAUUGUUGUCCCAAGAACUCGCCUCUCUCCCUAGGACUAAUUUUUGUCCCUCUCAAUUGAACAUGUUUUGUCAUUCAAGAUCAGUCAAGUGCAUUCUGGCAACUGAAAUACUUGAUGGAGGAUUAGUAUGGUAGAGAGCAGUAGAAAUCUUGUUCUAACUGUGCCCAGUGAGAGACUUUGGCCCCCUCCCUCCCUGCAAGGCUGUGGAACCUGAGGAAGUAGAUACUUGAAGAGAUUCUGUUUAGGAAGGAACUCACUCUCUUUUGCCAAUUGAAUUUAUAGAGCAUUUUUUUUUUCUUAGAUGGUCAGUAUCCUCUUACGCCCACCUCCCAAGCCCCAAGAGGUGUACCUUUUAGGAUGCCAUUUUACAGGUGGAAAUGCUCUGUUAAACAGGAAGUCACUUGCAAGCAACAUCUGCUAUGUUCCUCAGGUGGGGCCCAGAGCUCUUCCCCCACACUGCUGAUGUCCUUAACCGCUGGGGAGCAUUGCCAAAAACACAGCCAUCUAGUUUAUGACCCCAUAAAUGACUUAAAUCAGCUUUACAUCAUUUUGACAUGUCAAGUGGUUUCAUGUUUAAAAAAAAAAAUUCCGAGUCCUUUAGAAAUAACAGAUUCUCUGCAUAAAACCACCCAUUCAUUCACAUCACUAGUGAGUGCUGCCUGCACUAAGAACAAGUCAGAUCUGAUCCCUGCCCUCAUGGACCUGACCACUCAACAAAUAGUACCGACCACACAUAUCUCCUUAGGCAAGACUUCGCUUCUCUCCUAGCCCUGAGUAUAACUACUCUGCAUAGACUCCUCCAGAAAGGCAUCAAAAGACUCAACAGACUCAGUAGCCUCUUGAUCUGCGAGUUCAGUUGCAAUGAGGAUGAAGUCACUAUCCUAGAGGCUGAUUGGCCCAGAAGAGCCAGGCACAGAGCUGCAGUUGAGCAUGCCAAGGAUUCCAAAGGUGGAAUGAGAGAGUAAGGGUCAGAAUGUCACAGUAUCACAGUGUUUGCUCCAUAGGUUUUUGUUUUUAAUUUCAAUGUCAAAUACAACUACAGUAUGAGCGAGAACUGCAUUUUCUUGGGUGUUGAGAACUUGUACCAUGGACUUGAGACAUGGGCAGACUCAAAACCCGGCUUACAGCAGCAACGCAGGAGAUCAUCUGUCCAUUCUAUAACCAUUAAUCUCUAUCCAUUUCUGAACGACUGUGACUAUUCAGUAAUAAAAUAAUAGUAAUUAAUUUAUUAGUAUGGUAUAAUCUUUAAUAAAUUUCGUGCCAAAAUGCAUGGUUUUCCACUUAGAAUUCAAAAUGUUGCAUAGAGAGUAGUUUUCAAUUUCUUAUGUACUCUUCAAAGUAAGUUGAAAAUCAGUUUCUACAUUUUAAUUCGUUUCUUGUUAAAUCUGUUGCACUCUCCUGGGCUGUCUUUUUUUCCAGCAGACCCCUGCAUGCUGUUGUGUAAGGACUUUCUCUAAUUCUUGUGAAUUGUCUCACCUGCAGUAACCACUGAACAUUGGCCCUCUGUGGGGUUCUUUAGAUUUUUGGUGAAGUAUUUUGUUACCUCAGUCUUGUAUCAACUUGCUGUAUUUUUCAGCUUGUUACAUUGAUAAUUAUUUCACUAAUUAAAUACUUUAAUGUACAAACAUCUUUGUUUACUUUGAGAUUAAAUGUGUUUUCCAAUGAA
Messenger RNA from Callithrix jacchus (white-tufted-ear marmoset), 6690 nucleotides. RefSeq names its product Ral GEF with PH domain and SH3 binding motif 1 (gene RALGPS1). The record is from RefSeq and is a predicted model, not a curated record. Gene Ontology annotation, cellular component: plasma membrane. Gene Ontology annotation, biological process: Ras protein signal transduction. Lineage: Eukaryota; Metazoa; Chordata; Mammalia; Primates; Cebidae. Gene Ontology annotation, molecular function: guanyl-nucleotide exchange factor activity.